Thamnophis elegans (Western terrestrial garter snake) is the source of this 1974-nucleotide messenger RNA. Its product is annotated as cathepsin E-like. The record is from RefSeq and is a predicted model, not a curated record. The transcript has 9 exons. Gene Ontology annotation, molecular function: aspartic-type endopeptidase activity. Gene Ontology annotation, biological process: proteolysis. Bases 13 to 1239 code for a protein of 408 amino acids. NCBI's taxonomy places the organism in Eukaryota, Metazoa, Chordata, Lepidosauria, Squamata, Natricidae.
UACACCGAAGGCAUGAAGGUUCUUUUUGUAACUCUGGUUUAUAUUCCAUUCAUGACUGCUCUGAUAAGGAUUCCGCUAGUUCAGUUUAAUUCUAUCCAAACUGUACUUCGAAAAGGAGGACAACUAGAGCAAUUUUGGAGGAAUAAUUUACCUGAAAGUUUUGCUCAGAAGUACCAUCCUUGCUUUCCAUCUGAUAUUCUUUUGUCCCUGAGAACUGCAAAGGAAAAACUUCAUAAUUACAUGAAUGCCCAAUACUAUGGAGAAGUGAGCAUUGGCACUCCCCCGCAGAAAUUCUCUGUGAUAUUGGACACUGGAUCUGCUGAUUUUUGGAUACCAUCAAUAUAUUGCAUGAGUGAUGCUUGUUUAAAACACAACAAAUUUGAGUCAUUUCUGUCACAUUCCUACAAACAUGGAGGGCGACAAUUUUCUCUGCGAUACGGUACUGGGCACCUCAUGGGCAUUUUUUCCAAAGAUGUGGUCCAGAUUAGCAACAUUUCCAUUGAGGCCCAAGACUUUGGUGAAUCUCUCUUGGAGCCAGGCAGCACCUUUGUCUCUGCACGUUUUGAUGGGGUGUUGGGCUUGGCAUAUCCUAACUUGUCAGUGGUGGAUGCUGUUCCAGUCUUUGACAAUAUGAUGAAGCAGAAUUUGGUUGAAGAGCCUGUGUUUUCCUUCUUUCUUAACAGAGAUGGCACCAAUGAUGGAGGUGAAUUGAUAUUUGGAGGCAUAGACCAUUCACUCUACCAUGGACCCAUAUAUUGGAUUCCUGUCAGUCGGAAAAUGUACUGGCAGAUUCCUCUUGAAAAUGUGAAAAUCCAGGGACAGAUCGUAGCAUGUAAAAAUGGCUGUGAAGCUAUUGUAGAUUCAGGAACCUCUCUUAUUACUGGUCCAUUACUAGAUAUUAAAAAACUACAAGCAAAAAUUGGAGCUGUCCCCAGUUCUUCUGGAGAGUUUCUUGUGGACUGCAGGAGACUUUCCAGUCUGCCCUCAAUAAGCUUUACCAUUGGGCAGAAAGAAUUCACAUUAACAUCAAAGCAAUAUAUAAUUAAGGAAAACAGUGGAAAAGAGGCCUUGUGUUUCAGUGGUUUCCAAUCGCUGGAUCUCAUCUCUAAAGAAGGACCAUUGUGGAUUCUAGGAGAUGUAUUUAUGUCGGGUUUUUACUCUGUUUUUGAUCGUGGACAUGAUAGAGUUGGCUUUGCUAAAUUAGCUCAUAAAGGAAGGAAAAGAAAUCAACAGAAAUAGUAAAAGCAGCAUAGGUAGAGAUAAUAUUGAUAAUUUUGCCUUUCACACAAUGAACAAGAAUUGUUUUUGAUAUGUGGAGAGAGAAUGGGGAGAAGGUGUAAAAGGAUUUAACUAUAUCGGGAUACCACUUUUACAGCUUGAUUCUGAUCCUUCUGUGGUCAUAAUGGAGGUGUAGCAACUCUUUCCAACCUAUUGACUGUCAGGGCUAACCGGGUGACUGAUUGGAGAUCUAUUUAUGAUUGAAACCUCACUACCUAUUAGGUAGCCAUAUUAGAAAUAGCUGAAUAAAGUCUUCAAAAGUCAUAAAGCUGAGCCAUUUGGCUUACCUAAUUUAUAUUUACUUGGAUCAUGAUGUAUGUCUCUUUGUCCACCUGUCAUCUGGUCAUAUAGUUUGUAUUACAAAGAUUAUAGUUCUUAGUCUUAUUUGUAUAAGAGACUAGAAAUGGCUGUCUAUUUCAUACCUGUCUUGAGUAAACGUCAUAAUUUUUUUUAUUAUGAUUUGUUUGUAUAAUUCAAAGCAUUUCAGGCACCCUAUUCUGAGCAUCUUUACUUACAUAGAAAUCAAAAUUCAAGUUGUCAUGCCUUUACUUAAGCAACAUCAAGCAGGGAUGAGUUUUAGAGAUAAUCUUCACUGAUAAAUACUCAGAAUUUACUGACAAAUGAAUUAGGCUGUUACAAAAAGAAAGAAUGCCAGUUUCUUGAAGUGUGAUUAUCCUCCCUCUUUCCUACUCCUUU